Molecule: messenger RNA, 831 nt
Organism: Habropoda laboriosa
Lineage: Eukaryota; Metazoa; Arthropoda; Insecta; Hymenoptera; Apidae
Exons: 3
Coding region: 1-831 (276 amino acids)
Source: RefSeq, a predicted model, not a curated record
AUGGCGCUAAGAAACGAGCAAUUUUCAACGGAAAAUAAUAAUUCGAAAGAAUUAAAAUUUGAAAAUUUAGAAGAAAAUAAUUUAAAAAUAAAUAAACAAAAUAAAAAGUAUUACACAAGAAGUUGUAUAGAAUCUGAUUUACAAAGAAACUUUGUCAUUAAUGGAAACAACGAAAGGAAGAAAUUUCUCGAUUCUUCUUGCUUCGACCCUAGUCAAUCUCGAGUCGAACUUGAAAAUCGAACAGACAUCGUCGAUUCUUAUUUCUUGAAGAAAAAUGAUAAUGGUAAAAAAAAUACAUUAGAAACAAUAUUUACGAAUACGAGAGGAGACGAAAAGUCAAAAAUGAGGAUAUUUAAUAGUACUUCGAAAAAGAAACUCAAAAGAAAUAAAUCCUUCAAAGAUUUCUUUGGAUCUAUGAUAAAGUGGAAAAAAUCAGAGAGAAAGGAGAGACCCCGAUGUUUUAUGUCAUGUGACCACUUACUCGAAGAGUUAGAAUCGUUUAGUUUCAAAAAUAAUAAAAAAUUGACGAAAGCUUCUUCCUUUCCAACUGUUGUUAUUCAAGAUUUUGAAAAAAAUUCCACACAGAACUUAGAUCGUAAGGCGACAAUUAGACCUAUUUACGGUGGAAAACGAAACGAACAACAUUUGGAAACAUUCGCAAAGAAACAAGAGAAUCGCAAAUUCUUCGUGAUGGAUGAAAGCGUAGAAGAUCUCGUGAAACCUUCUAAUAUUAAAAACAUAGUGAAGCAUCUUUCUCAAUUUUCACAAAAAUCAGGAAUUAAUCAUCACUUCAACGAAAAAAACGAACAAUUUAUUCAAAAACAUUAUUGA